AAGUUCCACACCCAUUACUGGAGCCAUAUAAGAGUUGCUGCAAAACAGCUGUUGAGAAGAAUAAGCAUCACCAACCAACAAACCACUUAAAGAGAAUCACCAGAGAAGACUGACUCAAAAUGGACCUUGAUGACGCGUUGAAGGCACACGGGUGCGUGGAGUCGGUUCCUGAUGUGAAGAAGGGACAGCAGGACGCUGGUGUCUGCAACUCGUCUGACUCAGACAGUGAUGGGGGCGGAAAGGGAAAGGGAGAACACAAGAAUAAGGACAAGGGGAAGGGUAAAGGACACGACCACAAAGGACAUGGACAUGGACAUGGACAUGGGCGAGGGCAAGGACAAGGACAAGGAGGAGAACGUGGAGGCAGAGGGAGACAUUAGUUCCAGCUCCAGCUCGUUAGACAGCGAUGGGGAAGGAAAGCGUGAACCUGGACUCAAGGCAAAGAAGGACAAAGACAAAAUAAAGAAAAGAAUGAAAAGCAAGUCGAACCCUUUCAGUGCAAAGCUUAACCCAGCUGAUAGUCGACCUGCAGAAACAGCAUUUUGUAAUGUUGAAUUUAAACAGUUCAAUGAUGCACACUUGAAUGCUCUGUAUGCCAUCAUUUUCCUUUCUUUUUUGAACUUGUUGAUUUUUUAAUGAUGUUCUCUUAGUUUAUGGUAUCCGACCUGCGCUCCAUUUCUAUCUUGUGAUUUGUUUCUCUAAUAAAGUCUUGGGGAAACACUUA
Molecule: messenger RNA, 724 nt
Organism: Acipenser ruthenus (sterlet)
Lineage: Eukaryota; Metazoa; Chordata; Actinopteri; Acipenseriformes; Acipenseridae
Product: holotricin-3
Exons: 6
Coding region: 120-380 (86 amino acids)
Source: RefSeq, a predicted model, not a curated record